Messenger RNA from Penicillium atrosanguineum, 933 nucleotides. Its product is annotated as carbon-nitrogen hydrolase family protein. Bases 1 to 933 code for a protein of 310 amino acids. Lineage: Eukaryota; Fungi; Ascomycota; Eurotiomycetes; Eurotiales; Aspergillaceae. The transcript has a single exon. The record is from RefSeq and is a predicted model, not a curated record. Gene Ontology annotation, molecular function: hydrolase activity, acting on carbon-nitrogen (but not peptide) bonds, in linear amides.
AUGACUCCUACCCGUCGCGUCGCCAUUAUCCAGUGGCACAUCAAGGUACAACGCCUCGGACCCCAAGUCUUUAUCUAUGACGCCCACGCCACUAACCACCUACAUAUGCAGGACGUCGCUAUAGAAGACAACCAUGCAGCUGCAUGCAAGUAUAUUCGGGACGCCGCAUCACAAGGAGCAGAACUAGCCGUUCUCCCCGAAUACCACCUAAGCGGCUUCACCCCGACAGACCCGCGCUGGGCCAUUCAAGCCGCCGACUCGGCAAAGUACCUCUCCGCGUACCAAGCGCUCGCCAAAGAGUUGAAAAUCUGCCUUGUUCCCGGAACCAUCAUUGAGAAGGAAGAAAGUGUUAGCGGGGACCUCUUCUGGAACACGGCGUAUUUCAUUUCGAACGACGGGUCUAUUCUCGGCUCUUAUCGCAAGAAGAAUAUUUGGCAUCCUGAGCGUCCGACGUUGGCUUCAUCUGGUCUCGAUGCGCAUGUUGCUAUCGAUACGCCGAUUGGGCGUGUGGGAAUGCUGAUUUGUUGGGAUCUUGCGUUCCCUGAGGCCUUUAGGGAGUUGAUUGCUGAUGGGGCGGAUAUUGUCAUCAUUCCGACUUAUUGGACGCCUCAUGAUGCGUCGGUCGAGGCGAGGGCAUUUAACUCGGAUGUCGAGGCGUUGUUCUUGGACUCGACGCUGACGGCGCGCUGUUUUGAGAAUACGUGUGCGGUUAUCUUUGCGAAUGCUGCGGGGCCGGCAGAGGAUUUCCUUGGCUUGUCGCAGGUUACUCUGCCGCUUGUUGGACCUGUUGUGAAGAUGGGGAAUGAGGAGGGUGUGAGGGUGGUGGAUAUGGAUUUGGGGAUUUUGGAUGUGGCUGAGAGGAAUUACAAGGUGCGGCAGGAUUUGAAGAAGGAGGAUUGGCAUUAUGUGUAUCGGCACAGUGUUGGCAAAUAG